CCGCAGAAAACAAGUAUUUUUCCCGCUUUAAAUCAUAUUUCUCGUACACAUCGCCCCGGAUAUUUUAUACAAAAUGGAUAAGUUGGAUAGAUUUCAAAAGCUGUCCAAAGCCGGAGAAGGAACUUACGGGGUGGUUUACAAAGCGAAAAACAAGGUGACAGGCAAAAAAGUCGCUCUCAAGAGGAUCAAAUUGGAAAAGUUUUACCACAAAGGAGAUUCCGAAGGGGUACCUCCGACAGCGAUACGAGAGAUUAGUUUACUUAAAGGACUCCGUCAUUCGUCUAUCGUUGAACUUAUAGAUGUUAUGCAAACGACUGACAAAUUGUACCUGGUUUUCGAAUACUUGGAUUUGGAUUUAAAGAAAUAUUUGGACUCCCUUAGGGCCCCUAUGGAAGCCGAAUUAAUCAGGAGUUACAUGAAGCAACUAUUGGAUGCCCUGUCUUAUCUCCACUCACACAGAAUCCUCCAUAGGGAUUUGAAGCCGCAGAAUUUGCUGGUAGAUCGCGAAGGGCACAUUAAGUUAGCGGAUUUCGGUUUAUCCAGGUCGUUUUCACUCCCGACUCGAACAUACACUCACGAAGUCAUAACCAUCUGGUAUAGAGCCCCGGAGUUGCUCUUGGGUACUAAAAUGUACUGCCCCGGUAUAGAUGUUUGGAGCUUGGGAUGCAUUAUGGCCGAAAUGUUAACAAGGAAGGCUUUGUUCCCGGGUGAAUCGGAAAUCGAUCAAAUGUACAGGAUUUUUAAAAUAAUGGGAACACCGACCGAGGAAAAUUGGGAAGGUGUUUCUUUGUAUCCGGAUUACAAACCGACGUUUCCUAAAUGGCCGGCGGUGAACUUGAGUAGUAUAAUUAAAUUUCAUAAGCAGGAAGAGGAAGAUUUUCUAUUGCUAAUGUUGACUUACAAUCCUGCGAAACGCAAGACCGCAAAAGAGCUACUUAAAUCUAGUUAUUUAAAGGGCACUAAACUUACUUCACCAGAUUUGGACGUUUUUCCUUCAGAUGAUGAAAAGUCUGACUAAUAAAAGUUUUUAUUAAAAUAUAUUUUAUAAGAAUAAAGUGAAUUAAAA
Molecule: messenger RNA, 1066 nt
Organism: Phyllotreta striolata
Lineage: Eukaryota; Metazoa; Arthropoda; Insecta; Coleoptera; Chrysomelidae
Source: the annotation of a GenBank genome assembly